Molecule: messenger RNA, 1092 nt
Organism: Pogoniulus pusillus (Red-fronted tinkerbird)
Lineage: Eukaryota; Metazoa; Chordata; Aves; Piciformes; Lybiidae
Gene: CLEC19A
Product: C-type lectin domain containing 19A
Exons: 5
Coding region: 67-645 (192 amino acids)
Molecular function (GO): signaling receptor activity
Source: RefSeq, a predicted model, not a curated record
UGGGAGGUCCCGCGCUGAGCAGUGACCCCUCCAACCGGGCGAGCGCCUCGUCCUGCGGUCCCGGCCAUGGGCAGCGGGCGGGACGUGUGCGCGCUGCUCUCCGCCGCGCUGCUCUCCGCGGCACUGCUCGCAGCCCAGGCUUUCCCCCAGACAAACAUAAAGAUCAGCCAAGCCAUGCCAGAGCCUGUCCACGCCUACUCCUGCCCGCUCUUCUGGACCGAGUACGCAGGCCAUUGCUACCGCUACUUCCCCAUCAACAAAACCUGGGCUGAAGCUGACCUCUAUUGUGCUGAGUUCUCUAUUGGCAUCAGAUCAGCCAAGCUGGCCUCCAUCCACAGCUGGGAAGAAAACGUCUUCGUGUACGACUUGGUGAACAGCCGUGUGCCAGGCAUCCCCACAGACAUCUGGACAGGGCUCAACGACCUGCGGCAGGAGGGGCACUUCGAGUGGACAGAUGGCUCCUCCUAUGACUACCACUACUGGGACGGCAGCCAGCCCGACGACGGGAUCCACUCGAUCCCCGAGGAGGAGGACUGCGUGCAGAUCUGGUACAGGCACAGCAGCGCACUGCGCUCCUGGAAUGACAACGCCUGUGGCAGAGCCUUCCCCUUCGUCUGCAAGAUCCCCUCGCUGGCCCUGGACUGAGGCUGCUGGCUCUGCCUCCACCCCUUUCGUUUUGAGUCUCCUCUCCAGCCGUGCCAGGGAAGAGCAGCCAGGAUGUGGCAUGGGUGGUGAGGUCCAUGGAGCUGCUCAGCACCCCUGGGCAGCCUCCAGCUGCAAAGCCCUUCCUGGCAGUGCCGUGGAGGUGAAUGUGGUGCUCACCCCCUCCUAGGCAAACGGUGCUGGCAGCUGUGCUAAACAGUGAAGGAGCCUGAGCCUGGCUCUGGGUCAGGUCUGCUGUCACUGUGUUGGAGGUAACCCAUGGUUUUACCAAUGCACUCGCGUGCUGGCACCCAAAGAUAGCCACGUGUAGGAAAUUCUCUUGCCUGUUGAUGUGUGAAAAGUGGAGGGAAAGUGUGAUUUUCUGUUAAGUUAUGCAAAAUGCCUCUUGUGUGUUGUUUUUCUCUCUGCUGAAAUAAAAAGCAAACAGCA